CUUUUUUUCAAGCUGAUCCCUCUUUUUGUUGUUUUUUAUUUAAUCAGCUCCUCCAUAAUGGUGACUCCCGGUCAGCCAACCCCCCAGCAGCUUGCUGCCAUGCAACACCACCUCACAACUGAAGCUGCAAAGAGAGGAAUGACCCCUGAGGAAUUUAGCAAUAUGCAACGACAACAGCUUGCGGCAGAGGCUGCGAAACAAGGCCUUACGCCGGAGCAAUAUAUAGCCCAACUGAAAGCCAAAGCUUUGCAACAACAUCAGCAGCAGCAGCAGGCCAAGCAUGCACAUGAGCAUGGAGAAAAUCAUCCGCAACAUGUUCCUAUGAACUCGAAUGCACCACCAAACCCCCGUGCCGUCGCAGUGGCAGAUUUUCUCAGGUCACAAAAUUUGAAGCCGAGAACUUGCAUUCUGGAUGGGCGAAGGAGAGAGCUGUUCAAAGUUAAGCGAGCAAUACGAGCUAUUCAAUCGCCUGCAUACGCCAAAGCUCAGUCGAAAGCCAAGUCUCUACUUCCUCCAGUGACAGAUAAGGCUUCGGCCGAAAAUGCCUUCAAACUCCUCCCACUCUCGCUCCUUGCACUUCGAGUUUCCAAAGUUGAUCCACAUGCCGGCCACAACCAUGCGAAACCAAAAAACCGCGUGAAGGGUCUGUGGACAGUAAAAGUAGAGCAGAACCAGGAGAUAGAUCCGAUGAUGCACUACGUAUGGCUAUAUGAAGGCCCACAGUGGAAGCAAAAGGCUAUGGCCGCAGGUGUCUUGGUAGUAAUCAUGGCAGUUGUGAUGUUCCCGCUGUGGCCCAUUAUGUUGAGGCAAGGUGUUUGGUACUUGAGUAUUGGUGCCAUGGGCUUGCUGGGCCUAUUUUUCGCCAUGUCGAUUUUCCGGCUCAUCUUAUUCUGUGUUACGUACUUUGCGGUUCCACCGGGCCUUUGGCUGUACCCCAAUUUGUUUGAGGAUGUGGGAUUCUUUGAUAGUUUCAGACCAGUGUGGGGCUGGCAAGAGAGCAAGAAAAGCAAGAAGAAGUCUAAGAAGACCAACACAGGCACAAGCACAGCCGCGUCCUCCGCCUCCAAGUCAGCCAACUCCGUAAAAGCUCCUCCAUCCAACACAGGUGGCUCAUCAACAGGAGUGGCAGCGGGCGAAGCGAUAAAACGAGAUCUUGCACCGCGCGUGGAAGAAGCGGACGAUGAAUAAUUGUUAUAAAUGUCUUUUUAUUGUUCGUUACUUUUUGGCCCCAGCACUGAAAUGCACUUUUUUUCACCUUUUAUUUCAGUUUCCCUUGGCCAUGGCCCCAUCAGCUGUGCUAGUUUAUUUACCAUUCUGUUAUUUUAACUACCACUUGUGUUUAACCCCAUUUUCCUCGUCAUUUUUCAUAUUUGUCCCGUGAGGAAAGGACGCUAUGAUCGGUUUUCUUUCUCUCCCUUUUUCUUUGAUUUUUACAUUUCUCUUGGUUGGUAUUAGAGCAGAAAUAAUUAAGAAUAUUUUAGUUACCCUUUUUCCAAACGCAGGUGAAAAACAGGCGUUUUAGGAACCAACCAAAGAUAAAAAGAAGAAGUGACAAGAAAUAUUGGAAGCUAUGUAAUAAUCAAAUACCCUUUAGUUAUCGGACUGUUUAACAAAAGAAAGUUUUUCAC
Messenger RNA from Histoplasma capsulatum G186AR, 1628 nucleotides. Its product is annotated as translocation protein sec62. The transcript is spliced from 3 exons. Lineage: Eukaryota; Fungi; Ascomycota; Eurotiomycetes; Onygenales; Ajellomycetaceae. Gene Ontology annotation, cellular component: endoplasmic reticulum membrane; endoplasmic reticulum. Gene Ontology annotation, biological process: post-translational protein targeting to membrane, translocation. Bases 58 to 1188 code for a protein of 376 amino acids. The record is from RefSeq and is a predicted model, not a curated record.